UUGCCAAUAAAAAAAUAAAAAAGUUUUAAGUAUCGAUCGAAUAUUUCAAUCGAUCUUCAAACUGUAGCGCAUGCUUGAGUGCUGACGACAUUAGAAAUUGAACCCGCCCAUUCCGUUCGUCGACCUCCUAGCGGAGCAAAUGAAAGGAGGCCCGCAUUUAAGGCUGUGCGGCUGGUGACUAGAGCAGCAACAUUUCUGCACCCCGGUUACACCACCCGCCUGUUGACAGUUGUUUCAGUACGCACAGACAGUGUAGUUCAGCAGUCUAACGUAUACAGCAGCUCUUAACUUAGUUUGUUAGUUGUAGUCACACGAUAUAUAGUAUGCCGAGUGGAGCUUUGAACGAGUUUGAGUGCACCGUCGAUGGAGCUGCCUGCAACCACCAAACACAUUUUCAACAGUCGGGAGACGUUUGCUGGAAAGUGCAACGGGAUUCGCGACUAGAGAGCCCUGUUCGUGUCACCGGUAGCGAUUUGACUACCAAUGGUAAUAACGAUCCAUCAACACAGCCGGUUAUUUCGCCCACCAAAGAGGAUGGAAUCGACAGUAGCAGCAGUCUCCGUGGCAACGUCAAAGGCAACAAAGAUGAAUUAGCCAAAAUAAAAGAAGGCUUCGAUGCUUGGUUAGCUGCUUUUCGGAAAUCGCGACCCCAUCGUGACGUCAUUUGGCGCGUUGGUGAACGAGCCAACUAUGUAAACACGCCCCAUGUCAUCGCCAUGUGUGGUCUUCCAGCUAGAGGCAAAACUUACAUCGCCAAAAAGCUUUCCAGAUACCUUAACUGGAUUGGGAUCAAUACAAAAGUCUUCAAUUUGGGAGAGUACCGUCGAAUGGCGACACCGUUGAAGAGCCACCAUUUCUUUAAACAGGAAAAUGUAGAGGCCAUGUCGGUCCGAGCUCAAUGCGCCCUGGAUGCUCUUGAAGAUGUUUGUAAAUGGCUGGAAGCUGGUGGAGAAGUCGGGGUCUUUGACGCCACCAACACAACGUUUGAACGUCGACAACUUAUCCGUGAAAUCAUUGUUGACCAAAUGGGCUACAAGCUCUUUUUUGUCGAAUCUGUUUGCGAUGACCCGGCCAUUAUAGAGUCCAACAUCCGCCAGGUCAAAAUUACCAGUCCAGACUACGCCAACAUGGAUAAAGAAGCCGCCGUCGAGGAUUUUUUACAACGUAUUGAUCACUAUCACGAUCAGUACCAAACUCUGGACGAAGUACAAGAGGACGGUCUUAGUUUUAUGAAAAUAUUCAAUACAGGCGAGAAAGUCUUGGUCCACAAGCACGAAGGUCACAUCCAGUCGCGUAUCGUCUAUUACCUCAUGAACAUUCACAUCACGCCGAGGACAAUUUAUCUGACUCGUCAUGGAGAGAGUGAGAACAACCUUAUCGGUCACAUUGGUGGCGAUUCGAGUUUGUCUCCUCGAGGACGUCAAUACGCCGCCGAAUUAGGACGUUUUAUCGAGGGCCAGAAAAUACCGCAUUUGCGUGUUUGGACAUCGUGGAUGAAGCGAACCAUCCAAACAGCUCGUGAUAUUGACGCCCCGCAAGAACGGUGGCGCGCACUCAAUGAACUCGAUGCGGGCAUUUGCGAGGAGUUGACUUACGAAGAAAUUUUGCAGAAAUAUCCUGAUGAUUUCAAAGCCCGGGAUACCAACAAGUUCCAUUAUCGAUAUCCCAGAGGAGAAUCAUAUGAAGACCUCGUUGCCAGGCUUGAACCUGUGAUUAUGGAACUGGAACGCCAAGAGAAUGUCAUUGUUGUUGGACACCAAGCUGUGCUUCGUUGCUUGCUAGCCUACUUUUUGGAUCACAGCGCUGAGGACCUACCUUAUAUACACGUCCCUCUGCACUCGGUCAUAAAACUCACUCCGAUGGCCUACGGUUGUAAGAUGGAAACUAUUCCAAUUCCCAUUGAAGCAGUUGAUACUCAUCGCCCGAAGCCACAAAUACCCGGGUACUUGGAGCAAAAGUUUCGCCGUCCUAACAACGUCACUCAAACUGCUGCUGCUGCUGUUGCUGACUGUCAGCCAAUCACCGCAGGAAGCUCUGACCAAUGAAAAGCUUUCAGAGUUUCAGUUAUAUAUUUUCAGAAUACUAGGCCAAUUUCCAUUCUAAACAACAAAAAAUUAAUAGGAUUUCAGAUCUGAUCGUUGGUGUGCAACGAAAGCGGAUUUCCCAUUCAUCGCUUUCUCUUCUUGCUAUGAAAUGAUAUAUAGUUCUUUCUAUUCUAAAGAGAAUAGUAUCUCACACUGUGUGUGGGGACUAGUUGUGACAACUGUUGUAAUUUGUCUUCAAUCCUUUCAAACCUCGCGGAUAUAUAUAUUUAUAUUUUUCGCUUUUAAAAAAUACUCUGAAAAAAUUUCUUUCAAUGAAUUCUUUCGAAAAAUUCUUUCGCACUCCCUAAAGACUCACUCAAAAGAUUCAGAUCUACAAGAGGCAACGGAUAUUUGAGGAAUUGGGUCGUGUUACAUUCUCGCCUACAUACGUUUGUCUUGUGAUCUCCUUUUUUCUCCUUUGGGUCAUGAGCUCCUUCCGGAGACGUCGUGUCACGAGAAAUGCCACUUUCUAUUAUAAAUAUAAAUCAUUUGAGCCGGCGAAA
Molecule: messenger RNA, 2587 nt
Organism: Daphnia pulicaria
Lineage: Eukaryota; Metazoa; Arthropoda; Branchiopoda; Diplostraca; Daphniidae
Product: 6-phosphofructo-2-kinase/fructose-2,6-bisphosphatase-like
Exons: 11
Coding region: 324-2045 (573 amino acids)
Biological process (GO): fructose 2,6-bisphosphate metabolic process; fructose metabolic process
Cellular component (GO): cytosol
Molecular function (GO): fructose-2,6-bisphosphate 2-phosphatase activity; ATP binding; 6-phosphofructo-2-kinase activity
Source: RefSeq, a predicted model, not a curated record